This is a messenger RNA of Staurois parvus, 566 nucleotides long. NCBI's taxonomy places the organism in Eukaryota, Metazoa, Chordata, Amphibia, Anura, Ranidae. The record is from the annotation of a GenBank genome assembly.
AAUUAUGUCCUACAUUCAAUGUUUGAGCUAAGAAUGUAUUUAUCGGGGAUCAGUAAGAAGAAUAUCCCUUACAUUGGUGGUCAGUGGGAAAAAUGUUCCUUGCGUUGGUGGUCAGUGGGACAAAUGUCCCUUACCUUGGUGGUCAGUGGGAAAAAUGUCCCUUACCUUGGUGGUCAGUGGGAACAAUGUCCCUUACCUUGGUGGUCAGUGGGAACAAUGUCCCUUACAUUGGUGGUCAGUGGGAAAAAUGUCUCUUGUAUUGGUGGUCAGUGGGAAAAAUGUCCCUUACCUUGGUGGUCAGUGAGAAGAAUGUCCCUUACCUUGAUGGUCAGUGGGAAAAAUGUCCCUUAUAUUGGUGCUCAGUGGGAAAAAUGUCCCUUGCAUUAAUGGUCAGUGGGAAAAAUGUCCCUUACCUUGGUGAUCAGUGGGAAGAAUGUCCCUUACGUUGGUGGUCAGUGGGAAAAAUGUCCCUUGCAUUAGUGGUCAGUGGGAAAAAUGUCCCUUACCUUGGUGGUCAGUGGGAAGAAUGUCCCUUACCGUGGUGGUCAGUGGGAAAAAUGUCCCUU